Molecule: messenger RNA, 819 nt
Organism: Theileria orientalis strain Shintoku
Lineage: Eukaryota; Apicomplexa; Aconoidasida; Piroplasmida; Theileriidae
Exons: 5
Coding region: 1-819 (272 amino acids)
Source: RefSeq, a predicted model, not a curated record
AUGUAUGUAUCAGUAGGUGUGGACCAGCAACUAGAAGCCAGAGGCCGGAAAAACGAAGUGGAAGAAGCGGAGGGCAUGAAUUAUGUGCUGGUGUAUGUGUACGCAACAUUAGCAGAAACUGCGCUAGUAAGAGUCAAAAAAGAGAGUUUCGUAAGCCCAAAAAUAAAUAUAAGAGGGAAUAAGGCAAUUUGGAGCACAGAUAGAGGAAAAGAUCAAGUUGAGAUAGUAGAAUCACCUUCCAAACCAAUAUAUAACAGUAAAUUCUUUAACCUCGAUAAUAGUAAAGCAAAAAGGAGGGAAAAUAUAAGAGAAGAAGAUAAAGUUAAAUGGGCUUCGUUUGAAGCAAGAAGAUUUACGUACAAACUAGGAAGAUAUAACAAAAAAUUGAGAAAAGUAAAAGACGAAAAGAAACAAAUAUAUAACAACUUUAACGUGGACGAUGAUGAACUCAAAAAGCUGAAUCUAAAAUCAAGAAGCUUGACAAGUUCAAUAGAAACAUUUAGAAAAUAUAGAAAGAAGUUCUUAAAAUACCUGAAGGGAUUGCAUCUAAAAAAUCAACCAAUUGUACCGUAUGUGCCAACAAAACUGAGAAGUGAAAAGAUACCAGCAAAAUACUAUAAUUUGUCACAGGAGCCGAAAAAUAAGGCGAAAAAAGUAAAUAAGAAAGGAAAUAUUUAUAAUAAAGAAAAGAAGGAUAAGUUAAAAGAAGAAAAGCAGGAAGUCCGGAAAAGGAAGGAUGAAAAGGAAAAAUAUUCAGAAUUUAUGUCUAUAUUAGCAGAAAUAAAAGGAAGGAAAUAUUAUAGAGGUAGAAUAUAUUGA